UGUAAUAUUCAACAACUAAAUUCAUCUUUAUUAAUGUAACUUUUAACUUCUCAAGUGCACAAACAGUUUUAAUCAUUAAUUGUGAUCAGUAACUCAAUUGAACAAUUAAAGUGAUAAACUAAUUCAUAUUAUCAAGAACUAUUAAUUUGUUCUGAAGUGAUCAUCAAUAUAUAAUCUUAAUCAGUCAAAGGAAUGAUGUUUUAAUUUAAUUGUGGACCUGGAGUGAAUAUUAACUAAGAUGAUUAAAUGAAAAUAAUUAUCAUGAAACUUUCAAUUGGAUUAAAAUUGUUAUUAUUAGCUAAACUUCAAUUGAUUAAUUGUCAACAGCCAGAAUCAUUAAACGAUUAUAAUGGGACAACCUUACCGUUAAUUGUUGAAUCAAAUCAUGAUGAUUAUCAUGAUGGAGAUAAAAAUGGAAUCAAAUUUCAAGGUGUGUUAAUAUUAUGAAAAAGAUUCUGGUGGACAUCUUGAAGAUUACGAUGUCAACCCUGAAUAUGAUAAUAGGAGUGAAAUUAUGCAAAAACUUCAGGCUUACGUUUCAAAUCGAGCCAUUGAUGACACUGCAUUCACCUACUUGACCCUUGCAUAUAUUAUCCUGAUCAUUUUGGGUGCAGCGGGCAAUGGACUGGUCUGCAUGGUGGUCAUCAGGAAACCUUCAAUGAGAACACCAAGAAACGUAUUCAUCAUCAACCUCGCCAUCUCUGACCUUUUACUGUGUUUAUUCACAAUGCCUUUCUCACUUGUUGAAAUUGUCCUCAAAUUCUGGCCUUUAGGUGAGGCAACAUGUAAAUUAGUUGCUGGACUUCAAGCAACCUCAAUAUUUGUAUCAACAAUCAGCAUCACUGCAAUUGCCUUGGAUCGAUAUAAAGUAAUUGUUAAUCCUAAUUGUGAACCCUGUCAACCAAUUAACACCUUUAUCACACUCUCAGCAAUUUGGUUAACCGCUUUGGCCCUUUCAGCCCCACUUUUCAUUUACCGAACCGUUGAAAGUCACCCGAUCAACAUUCUUUGGCUCAAAUCGAUCGAUUAUUGUAUUGAAAAGUGGCCUAUCGAUCAUGGUCGAGCUUUGUACUCGAUAUUAUCUAUGAUAUUCCAGUACGUUUGUCCGUGUAUCAUUGUGACAAUGGCCUACAUUCGGAUUCUGAAAAGGCUCAAAUACCGAAUGGACCAGAAAAAGUUGGGUGGACGAUCUUGUCCAGAGAAACAACGACGCGAGGCCUCGAAAAAUCGUAAAACUCGAUUACUUUUGAUUUCGAUUUCAUUCAUUUUUGGCAUCUCUUGGUUACCAUUGAACAUUGUCAACAUUGUCGCCGAUCUUUACUUUCCCUUUGACAAUUCACAGGUUUACCGGGUGCUUUUCGCUUGCUGCCAUUUAGCGGGUAUGUCAUCCGCCUGUUCAAACCCGCUACUUUACGGGUUUCUUAAUGAUAAUUUUCGCCGAGAGUUUAGAGAACUGUUUGUCCAUUGUUGUCCAUCACUGGUCAAUCCAUCGACGUCACAUUCAAUUCACGAUAAUGAAGACCGAAUCAUUGACUCAAUGUGUUUACAAACUUACACCAAAGAGCCCGUUUCAACCUCCCGACAAGAUCCCGAGGCAAGAUGAUGAUCAUGAGACAAUUAAAAUAUCAAUAAUUAAUACAUAUAACUCAAAUUAACUUACCCAACUUCAUUAAUCUGUGAAUAUAAAUUAAAUCCUAAUCCCAUAACUUAAUUUAUAAAAAAAAAGUAAAACAACU
Molecule: messenger RNA, 1736 nt
Organism: Panonychus citri (citrus red mite)
Lineage: Eukaryota; Metazoa; Arthropoda; Arachnida; Trombidiformes; Tetranychidae
Product: neuropeptide F receptor-like
Exons: 4
Coding region: 515-1603 (362 amino acids)
Biological process (GO): G protein-coupled receptor signaling pathway
Cellular component (GO): membrane
Molecular function (GO): neuropeptide Y receptor activity
Source: RefSeq, a predicted model, not a curated record